GCCUUGCCUGCGUGCUGGCCUGGCACCGUGUCGCUGGCUCGUGUGUGACAUUGGCGACGGGGGCGGAGCGUUCUGCGGCCACCCAGUCCUAACCAACCCGAAGUGGCUCUCUCGACUCGUCGUCGACAUUCCGAGUGACUCUUCGUCUCGCCUACGGUGGCCGCGUCUCGUCGAUCGAGGCCUCCGAUCGCGCUCGGCGUGUUCGUUCGUUCGUUCGUUCGUUUCCCCCCUCGUUGCGCGACGAUCGCAACCCGCAGCAGUGUGUGGUGUGUGCACAAGCGUGCGUUCGUGUAUGUGUGCGCGCGUGCAUUGUAUUACGCUCCUACGACGGUUCCCCUGUGUGUUGCGCGCCGUGGCGUGGACGGCCACGAACGCUCUCUCGCUCUCCUCCUGCUCGCUCGGCCGCUACGCUGCUGCCGAGCGCCCGAGUAGUGUCGUGCCGUGUCGUGUCCCCGUGCCGUGCGUGCAUGCGCGCGUGCAUGUGCGCCGCGACGUCUCUCUCUCUGUGUGCAGCGAUAAAAGCGAAGGAAACGUCUCGUCUCGUCUCGUCUCGUCGCGUCGUCGCGUCGCAUUUCACCAGGCCGAGAGAGAGAAUAUCGAGCUAGAGGAUAUUGAAACCUCGUCAUCAUCAUCGUCAUCGUCGUUAUAUCGUGCCGUCGUCGUCAUCGUCGCCGCGAUGCCCUGGGCGUGUUUCUCCCGCAUUCAGACAGAAUAGUGGCAUGAGUCGAUUAAUCUAUGGCAGAUCAACAAGAUCAGUUGUCAUCAGGGGGGUCUGUAGAGAAGGCCAGUGCUUCAGCAGACACCUCUAAGCUUAGGGGGAAGGGCUCUAGUAGCGGUUCGAGUGGCUACAGAAAACGACAAAAUACUGGUGCAGUCCCAGAUAGCGUGGAAGAGAAGAGGCGUAGACAGACACCUGGUGAUCCGCAGACAUCCCAAUUUGACGGUAAUACAGCGCACACGCAUUCGAUCGAUUCUUCCAAGGGUGAGGGCAGAGUCAGGGGUGAACGAAGAAAUCAUGGAGCUGGCUUAGAAUCUUAUCCAGAUACUGACUGGAGGUCGCAUCAUAAGAUUCACCAAGCCAGCUACAGCAGUGGUAGCAGUGCGAGGGUGCGUAGCACGGCAAGAACGAAUUUGCCAGAGUUGAAUCCAACACCUACCGAUUGUGUGGCGUCGCGGACACGUUCCCGUACACCACAGAAUCCCCAAGCACUGACACAGGGAGUCAGCAGUUACGAUCUGUCACUGCCCAGUGGAUACGGUAGCCGAAAGACAAGUACCUACCUGGCUACCAGCUUGGUAGCUUCAUCGAGUGCAACGUCGAUUACUAGUCAUCCAUCCACGUCGAGAGGAAGAGGAGGCCAGAGGAUGAGCGAAUGUCUGGAAGGAUUUGUGUCUGCUGUCAAAGCACUUUUUCCAAUAUCAACACAAACCUACCAUCAAGAAGAUUCGAAAGCUCACGGUGGUGCAACCUGUAGUGCAACGAGCAGCAGCACGAGUAGUCAAGUCCUGGGUGUCAAGUCCAGCAUCAGAGUGGGUAACGCAGCAAGUAACUCUGUGGAGAGUGGUGGGGGGGCGUUGGCACAUGACGGGGCAGGCACGAGUGGCAUCACGUCAACGGCCACUGCCAAUCCACCUGUGUCUGCCGCCGUUUCUGCCAACCCUGCACACCCUCAUUCUACACACAAGCACCUGCUACGCUCUCGCGCGAAAGCCUCCGGUGAACAGCCGAAGGAACUGCCAUCCAGCAACAAGACUUCGGGGAAACAUCACAAGAAAGACACUACAACGGGUUCCUGCUCGAGUUCCAGACAUCGCUCCUCAUCGCGCGUGAGGAAGCCGGUGGUGGAGAGCGGCUCCGGUGGAUUAGGUAGUGUAAUGUCAGCCAAUGACUCUAUCAGCGCCACGUCAGUAUCAUCCUCCAUCCCGAGCAGUCAGUUAGUCUCGACCACAGGUGAGGAGGAGUCGGCAUCAACUGCGACAUCCGCCACAGCCAGUGGAGGACCAUCUGGAAUGUCGGGAACAACCGGUGAUAGCGAGAGCGACGAUGGGGAAGUUGGACGAUUACAGGCUCUGCUCGAGGCUAGAGGUCUGCCGCCUCACGUGUUCGGCGCAUUAGGACCGCGGAUGCAACACUUACUUAACCGAAGCAUGGGCGCAAGUUCCGCUGCUAAAGCGCAACAGCUACUAGCCGGUUUACAAGCUGUUGAGGACGAGGGAGAACAAUUGCAGGCCGUCAUGAACAUGGGAGAGAUUCUUGUGAUGGGCAACGAGGAUACUCUGACCGGUUUUCCCGUCAAGCAAGUGGUCGCAGCUUUAAUUAAUUUAUUGGGGAUCGAGCAUAAUUUCGCGAUAAUGACCCACGCGUGUCGUGCCCUUACGUACAUGAUGGAGGCGCUGCCACGGUCGUCCACUGUCGUGGUGGAUGCGGUACCGGUGUUCCUGCAGAAACUCGAAUCGAUCGAGUGCAUGGACGUGGCCGAACAGUGUUUGACAGCAUUAGCCAUGUUGUCACGCAGGCACAGCAAAACAAUUUUACACGCGGGUGGAGUAUCAGCCUGUUUGAAGUUCGUUGAUUUCUUCAACAUCACGGCACAACGUGCAGCGUUAACAAUUACCGCAAACUGCUGUCAGAAUCUUCACCCUGAUGAUUUUCACUUGGUAGUGGAUAGUCUGCCAUUAUUAACGAGCAGACUGACGAAUCAAGAUAAGAAGAGCGUUGAGUGCGUGUGUCAAGCAUUCAGUCGACUAGUUGACAGUUUCCAACAUGAUCCUGUGAUGCUGCACAAAAUUAUCAAUGCCGAACUCUUACAGAAUCUGCAACAGCUGCUCAUGAUUACGCCGCCGGUUAACAGCACUAACAAUUUCAUAACUGUAUUACGAAUGCUCUCUGUGAUAUCAAAUCGCUGUCCCGACUUGGCGCAGUUGUUGCUGCAACAAAAUAUAGCUUUCACGUUAAGUUAUCUCUUAACCGGAUCUCUGGAGGUCAAAACGGAGGAUGUGGAGUUGGUGCCGCGUACGCCGCAGGAGUGGUUCGAAAUUACGUGUUUAAUCGAGGAGCUUAUGCCUCCGUUACCAACAGAUGGGAUAUUCAGUGUAAAUAGCUUACUCGAAAGGACCAGCAAUCAACAGGAGACUGUCCAGUGGGAAUGGCGCGACGAAAGACAAUGUUCCCAUCCGUUCAGUACUAUAGAUUCUAGAAUUAUCGAGAUGGCGUUUCAAAAUGGCGAAGAUGAGAUAUGCCUUACCUCUUUAGGACGAACUUACACUAUAGAUCUGACUGUGAUGAAACAAAUUAACGAGGAUAUAGGAAUGGCAAGGAGUAUAUUUCGAAGAGUGAACGCCAAUCCCACUGAGGGGAAGAGUCCAACUUGCUCAUCUAGCUGUUACGCUAUUGAUUGCAGUAUGGAUGUUGUGCCUCCGGUAAUCGAAACGAACGAAUGGCUAGUGUCUUUUAUUCGAACCCUAUUCUCUGUACUGUAUGAGGUUUAUAGCAGCUCGGCUGGGCCCGCCGUGAAAUGCAAAUGCCUCCGAGCUCUUCUCCGUAUGGUGUAUUAUGCUUCAACUGAUUUACUUAAGGAUGUUCUAAAGAAUCAAGUGGUUUCGUCACAUAUAGCCGGUAUGUUAGCGUCGCAAGAUUUACGUAUAGUUAUCGGGGCUCUUCAAAUGGCGAGUAUCCUGAUGAAGAGAUUGCCGCAAGUGUUUGGGGUUCAUUUUCAUCGCGAGGGCGUGCUGCAUCAAGUUCGUCAAUUAGCAGAUCCCGAAGUACCUCUCGGUGUUUCACCACCUAAGUGCCCUUCUGGUACAUCAUUACCAAGCCCACAGCCAGGUCCGUCUAAUACACCACUUUCUUCCACCACAAUGUUGUCUUCUAGUAGUGCCACGUCUCCGGUUGUCUCUCCAUCUUCGAACGGCAACAUAUUGUUCGGCACAAUCGCGUCGUCGUGCCAGUAUAAACCAAAUAUCAGUGCUUCGUUGGAACCACACAGAACGGAGUUGAGCAACAGCGUAGAGGAAACGAACACGCCGCAGAGUGCUCACCUAAGGAUCGGUGACGUGCUGAAGAAGAAACGGCAGAACAAGAAGGGUCGUUUCUCGAGAUUGGGAGGCGCCACCACGCCGCAGCAGACGCAACAGCCAGAGACCCUGUUCACCGGUUUCACCGCGAAGAACAAUCGAUUUCUGGGGAAUCUCAAUCCGGCCAAGUGGGGCCGGAAAUCGUCCUCGUCCAGUACCAGCAACGACAAGAGGGACUCGAGCUCGUCCACGAAUCUGUCGAAACCGCCGAGUAAUCCGAGCCUGACUGGCGGAAAUCGGGAUAAAGCGAAGGCGUGGGUGCGCGAGCAGGCAGCGCAAUUCCUGGCGCGAUAUCAGGACGACGCACCUUGCUCGCAUCCCGCCCUGACGGUUCUCGCUCGGCUCACCGCUGCGAUACAACGUUUGCAGUCAAACGAAUUGGACGAGAUGCUGUCAGCACUAACGGAAUUACGGGACAUAGUCCUCGAGAGCGAUAUCUCGCCGUUCGAGAUGAAUUACAGCGGCCUUAUCAAGGCCCUGUUGAACUACCUCACUACCACGGAUGCACCGGGCAAUCGCUACGACCGUCUUCGUAUGUUUUGGAAAUUGUUUGCCGAGUCUACCAUGCAACAGAAUAACGACAUCAUGGACCUCAAUCCCGGGGCGUUCGGCGCUUUAGUAACGAAAUUGAACAGUUGCGUUGCACAGCUGGAACAGUUCCCAGUGAAGGUUCACGAUUUGCCCGCGGGUUCUGGCGCUGGCCGUGGUGGCACCAGCGCUCUCAAGUUCUUCAACACGCAUCAACUUAAGUGUAAUCUUCAACGGCAUCCGGACUGUAACAAUCUGAAGCAGUGGAAGGGCGGCACCGUGAAAAUAGAUCCGCUUGCGUUAGUACAGGCGAUUGAACGUUACUUGAUGGUACGUGGAUACGGCAGAAUACGGGACGCCGACUCGAUGGUCAGCGAUGACGACAAUAGCGAGGACGACAUUGACGAUACUUUGGCGGCAGUCGUGAUAAGCCAAGGACCGCCGAAACAUAAACUCCAGUUUUUAAUUGGCGACGUCGUCCUACCUUUCAACAUGACGGUUUAUCAAGCGGUCAGGCAGUUCGGAUGUUCCGGAGUGGACCACUCCGAGGCGGAGGCCGACAGCGAACCGCCGCUCGGACACGACGCGGUGUGGGUGCAAACUCACACGAUAUACUACAGACCUGUACCAGAAGAAGACGCCGCGACCUCUCCAAAAUCAGGCUCGAGCUCACAGGGUAAUAGCAGGAAGGGGAAGGGAAAAAGUACAAAGAUUAGUUCGAAAAGGAAAGAAGACAGUCUCUGGCUGGAAGGCACGGUUCCUCUUCAACACUGUCCCCUCGCGCCAUAUCUGUCCCCUACAUUACCACCCUCGGUAACCAUCACGGACGCAUCCCUCGACGGGCUGUGUCUACUACGGCUCUUGCACGCUCUCAAUCGCCAUUGGGGCAUACUGUUCCCACAUCUGAAAAGCAUGAGCCUGCUGUCGCCUCAGGACUUCAUCAACAAUAAGAUCGCCGCGAAAGCCAGCAGGCAGCUACAGGAUCCGCUGGUGAUCAUGACCGGAAACUUGCCAUCUUGGCUACAACAGAUCGCGUCUGUCUGCCCUUUUCUCUUUCCGUUCGAGACGAGGCAGCUGCUGUUGUACGCGACAUCGUUCGAUCGAGAUAGAGCGCUGCAGCGUCUCUUGGACUCCGCGCCGGAACUCUCGGGUUCGGACAGCCAGGAGCGCGUUACGCCACGCCUAGAACGAAGGAAGAGAACUAUCUCGAGAACGGACAUUCUCAAGCAAGCGGAACUGGUGAUUCAAGACUUGGCCUCCAACAAGGCCUUACUCGAAGUGCAAUAUGUCAACGAGGUCGGUACCGGUCUCGGACCAACUUUGGAAUUCUACGCUCUAGUCUCCAAGGAACUGCAACGCGCUGAUUUAGACUUGUGGCAUGGCAGUUCGAAUCCUACCGAAAACGGAUACGUUAAUUCCGCACACGGGCUCUUCCCCGCGCCGAUCCCAUGGAACACUAAAGUGUCUCAUCUAGCAAAAUUGAGGACAAAGUUCAAGUUCCUUGGGAAGUUCAUGGCGAAGGCAAUAUACGACUCCAGAAUGUUGGACUUGCCAUUUAGUUUAACCUUCUACCGCUGGUUACUGGGAGAGGAGCAUACUCUCACGUUGGCGGACUUGGCAUACGUAUGUCCCGACGUACAUCGCACUCUCAGCAAGCUCCAGGAGGUCGUGAGGAAGAAGGAGGCUAUGGAGAAGGAUCAGACGCUACGGCCGCACGAGAAAGCGCAGUUAAUUGAGGCUCUCGAUUUAGAUACGUGCCCAAUUUCGGAACUGGGCCUCGUGUUCGAGUUGCCGGGCUACGAGAAUAUCGAAUUGCGGAAGGGCGGUAGCGAAAUAUCCGUUACUAUUUACAAUUUGGAUCAAUACAUUAAGUUAGUGGUACACUGGUUCUUGUAUGAAGGAGUGUUCAGGCAAAUGGAGGCCUUCCGGGAAGGAUUCGAGUCGGUAUUCCCUCCGUCGCAACUGAGACUGUUCUUCCCGGAGGAGCUGGAGGCGGUGUUCUGCGGCCACGCGCAAACCGGCGGGCAGUGGGACGUGAAGACCCUUGCCGAGUGCUGCAGGACCGAUCACGGUUACACCCCGGACUCGCGGGCCAUUCGUUUUCUGUUCGAGGUCAUGUCCAAGUACAACAGCGAGGAGCAGCGACAGUUCAUCCAGUUCGUCACCGGUUCACCGCGCUUGCCCGUCGGAGGUUUCAAAAGCUUAACGCCUCCGUUGACGAUAGUGCGCAAGACCUUCGAUCAGUCUAUGAAGACCGACGAUUUCCUACCAUCGGUAAUGACUUGCGUUAACUACCUAAAACUGCCUGAUUAUACCACUCUGGAAAUAAUGCGGGAAAAGUUGCGGAUAGCCGCGCAAGAGGGUCAACACUCGUUCCAUCUCUCCUAGAAACGGAUGGAAGAUCGGCGCUUCGUUUUCUCCUUUACUCUUUACAUUAUCCAGGCCGCGAAUUAUCCGAGCUUCGUUUGAGAUCCACGUGAAAAUUGCACACGUUGCCAGUGAGCGAAUCCAACGUGACAACGGCUUCUUCUUCUUUUUUUUUUUACCCCUCUUUUAUGUGAGUUCUUUUGAAGACAACCUUUGAUUUCUUGGAAAAAAAAAAUUCGUCGCGGAGUAACAGUUCUUUCUUUUGGUGUUCAUAUCUUUGCGAUUUGGAUUGUGAUAUACGUUGAUCAGGAAGAAAAGUGCAGAGCUGCAUAAUUUGCCCGAACCGCGCGAGUUCACGGACUCUCGCGGACGCUACGAACCGAGUGGCUUGCGAGCGACCUCGUUUUAGGGGGAAAACAAAAACUUAUCUUCAGUGUGUUACAAUAAUAAAAAAAAAAGGAAAGAAAAA
Molecule: messenger RNA, 7438 nt
Organism: Wasmannia auropunctata (little fire ant)
Lineage: Eukaryota; Metazoa; Arthropoda; Insecta; Hymenoptera; Formicidae
Gene: ctrip
Product: E3 ubiquitin-protein ligase TRIP12
Exons: 25
Coding region: 736-6990 (2084 amino acids)
Biological process (GO): proteasome-mediated ubiquitin-dependent protein catabolic process; protein polyubiquitination; DNA damage response
Cellular component (GO): nuclear speck
Molecular function (GO): ubiquitin protein ligase activity; zinc ion binding
Source: RefSeq, a predicted model, not a curated record